Messenger RNA from Cydia strobilella, 1006 nucleotides. RefSeq lists its product as uncharacterized. The coding region runs from base 9 to 962 and encodes 317 amino acids. Lineage: Eukaryota; Metazoa; Arthropoda; Insecta; Lepidoptera; Tortricidae. The record is from RefSeq and is a predicted model, not a curated record. The transcript has a single exon.
AAUUACAGAUGGCAAGACUACAACACCUGUUGCUCGCCGCGAUAGCGAUCCAAGUCUACGUCAACGCUGCACCGAGUGGCGUCAGUAAGCUUGAAGACAUCGCUAAAACCGAGACAACGACUGAUGCAACGCCACACCCACUAGAAGAAAGCACCCUUGAAAACACAGAUACCACGGGCCAGCGACAAAAGCGCUGGUACGAUUUCGGAGGAUUCGGCAUUCCACCACUAAUCAGCCCUGGAUAUUCUACUUUUGUGAAAAGAGACGAAUCACUAAGCACCGGCGUCUAUGGCUUAGUAGACGAUCCGCUGUCACACGUAUACAGGCGGCUGCAAGAUAUCGCAUCCGUAGCUAGACAACCAGCGUUCCCGCCUUCUUUCCCACCGUCAUUCCCUAUUUAUCUACCAGUUCUUUAUUUACCUCAACCCUGCAACUGCAACCGGCAACCUCAGCCGACCAACAACCAAAACGGGAGCCGGCCAGACAGCAUACACAACCGUUUCCCUGAAAUGGAGGACACGCGCCAAAACUGGGGAUACGUCAUCAACGAUGACGAAGACAACGACGAUGGACAGGAUGUUAGAAGGCCCAUUAAUUUUGACGUUAUUGAACCGAACAACACUGUAACGAGGAGGCCUCCUCCAGUUGAGCACGGGACCGUUCAAGGAGACGGCACUUUGAAUAGUAUUCCUCCUGGAGCUCCGCCGACUACUUUUCGCCCGUCAACUACGAGAAGGCCACCUGAGAACGCGCCAAAAGAGGUUUCCACAAAGCAACUCCCGACUAACUGUGAUGCCGCGGUACUUAGUUGUUGCCACCGGCCUGAGAUAACCUUCGAAUGCUUCACAACGCAAGGCUGCCCAGACGUCGGUUCCUACGGGAACCCCUGCGAACCCAACGUUAUUCUCAGAGUAAUUGAAAGGUUCCAGAGGUUCUACCAGCAGCGGACUGGAACCACGUGAUCAGUGAUAACUGGUGUAGUUUUAAUUUUAUUUAUGUACAAAAA